Messenger RNA from Chaetura pelagica (chimney swift), 685 nucleotides. RefSeq names its product peptidylprolyl isomerase F (gene PPIF). The coding region runs from base 1 to 459 and encodes 152 amino acids. Lineage: Eukaryota; Metazoa; Chordata; Aves; Apodiformes; Apodidae. Gene Ontology annotation, cellular component: mitochondrion. The transcript has 6 exons. Gene Ontology annotation, molecular function: peptidyl-prolyl cis-trans isomerase activity. The record is from RefSeq and is a predicted model, not a curated record. Gene Ontology annotation, biological process: cellular response to hydrogen peroxide; regulation of mitochondrial membrane permeability involved in programmed necrotic cell death; protein peptidyl-prolyl isomerization.
AUGGCCUUGAAGCUGAGGGGAUAUGACCAGCUGAAAGCUGACGUGGUUCCGAAGACAGCAGAAAACUUUAGAGCUCUUUGUACUGGUGAAAAAGGAUUUGGGUAUAAAGGAUCCACUUUUCAUCGAGUGAUUCCUUCGUUUAUGUGCCAGGGUGGUGACUUUACAAAUCAUAAUGGAACUGGUGGAAAAUCCAUUUAUGGCAGUAGAUUUCCAGAUGAAAAUUUCAUACUUAAACAUGUAGGACCAGGUGUUCUUUCAAUGGCCAAUGCAGGACCCAAUACAAACGGAUCUCAGUUCUUCAUUUGCACUGCAAAAACUGACUGGCUAGAUGGAAAGCAUGUUGUUUUUGGGCAUGUAAAGGAAGGAAUGGAUGUCGUGAAAAAAAUUGAGAGCUUUGGUUCCAAAAGUGGAAAGACCUCCAAAAAGAUUGUCAUUACUGACUGUGGCCAGCUGUCCUAGCCUUUUGCCCUACCGUUCAGGAUGACUUCAAAGCUGUGAAAAGUGAAUCAUAAAAAACCCCAAACAUUUCUGAUCCCAUGAGUAGCACCUAUAGAACUAUAUUUUCUAUUUAACUUGGUCCAACUUUUGUAGUUACAUCAAAUAAUAUUUAUUAAAAUAAUAAAACAAUAACUGAAGCAUGUUUUAACUGAGCUGUGUUGGUAGUUACACUGUCACACUGAUUUGG